Molecule: messenger RNA, 954 nt
Organism: Osmia lignaria (orchard mason bee)
Lineage: Eukaryota; Metazoa; Arthropoda; Insecta; Hymenoptera; Megachilidae
Source: RefSeq, a predicted model, not a curated record
AUGGAGAAUCAAGAGGAAGUGCUGAGGGAGCUGAGAGGAAUUAGAGAAGAAGUAAGGAGUCUGAGAGAAGAAAUAAAAGAAUGGAGGUUGGAAAGAGGAACAAAGAGAGAAUGGAAGGAAAAGCAGGAGAGUGCAGAAGAGAUAGAGAAGAGGAGAAGAGGGUUGGGGGAAGAAGGAUGCAAGAAAGAAGAAGAAGACGAAGCAGAAGGAGGAGGGUGGGAAAAACAGGACGAGGGGAAUGAAAAGGUAGUAAAAAGAGAGAGGGAAGUAGACAGCAAAGAGGAGGAGACAGAAGGGCAAGAAAUAGAGAAGGAAAGAAAUGGUGCCAGAGAGGGAGAAGAAGAGAAGAAUAGAAGAGAAACAAUAGAAGAAGCGAAGAAGAAAUGGAGAAGAAGAUCAGAGGGAGAUGCUGACGAGCUGGAAGGAGAAAAAGAGUGGAGGAGAAGAAUGGAAACAGAAGGGACAAAGAGAAGAGAAGAAGAGUGGGAAAAGAUAUGGGAGGAAAGAAUGGAAGAAAUCAGAAAGGAAAGGAGAAAAAGAAGUCUGAUUUGGAAGGGGGUAGAAGGAAAAAAUCUAGAAGAAAGAUUGAGCUAUAUUAAAAAGAUUUUAGAAAAGGAACUGGGGCAAGAGGUAGAAAUAAAAAGAGCAACAGAAAGGGUGGGAGAAGGGGGGAGAAAUAUAGUACUAACAGAAUUAGAAGAGGAAGACCGCAAGAAGGAAAUGGUGUGGACGAAAAAUGAGAUCUGGGACAGAUGGAGGGUUGCGGUUGACGAGGAUCUGUCAAAAGAAGAGAGAAGGAUGAAGUGGAGGAUAAAAGAGAAGGCGAGAGAAGAAAGAAGAAAGGGGAACUGGGUGGAAUUCAAUAACAGAAGAAUAUGGAUAGAAGGAGAAGAAUGGAAAUGGAACGAGAGGGCAGAAAAAUGGGAAGCCAGCAGACAGACGGAUAGGAAAUAA